AUGAAAGAUGAAGCAGCACCUGAUCUAACUUCAGCGAUCACGCAAGACACUAUUUUAGAGCUACGUGAGUUGCUCAAGCAGUAUGUAGACGAGGCGCUUACUUCCUUCAACAACAUAAUGGGAAUGGAAACUUUUUCUCUUAUCGACGACGAGAAACAAUCCAGCCUGAGGACCGACUUGACUCUGCCAGAAAUCUACAAAACAAGGCUUCUUAGGGCCGACCUAGGCACACGUACGCGAACCGAUCCGUUCGAACGCUGGAUCCACCAAUGUUUGCGAGCUUUCCGAUAUCGCAAACUUUCAAUGAAAGCCCGCAACAACACAGAAGAUCUUGGGUUAUUCAAUAAGAACGAUCUUUGGUCACAUCAAAACUCCAUCAUGGUUGCUGCAAUCGCGGGGCGCGUGAUUACUGCUUUAAUGAUUGGUAUCUUUCUUGUUGUCCCGCUAGCAAUCCUGUCGGCCGAUCUUUCUCGAAACAAUCAGUUGGCGAUUGUGUCGGCUUGCAUCUUGAUCCUAUCAGUUGCGGUUGCUACGAUGCUAAGAGCUUCUAACUUCGAGAUGAUCGCAGUCUCGGCCGCGUAUGCGGCUGUGCUGUCUGUUUUCAUAUCAAAUGGCUCCGAGAACAGGUGUUAG
Messenger RNA from Colletotrichum gloeosporioides, 633 nucleotides. RefSeq lists its product as uncharacterized. The coding region runs from base 1 to 633 and encodes 210 amino acids. NCBI's taxonomy places the organism in Eukaryota, Fungi, Ascomycota, Sordariomycetes, Glomerellales, Glomerellaceae. The transcript is spliced from 2 exons. The record is from RefSeq and is a predicted model, not a curated record.